Messenger RNA from Pomacea canaliculata, 2746 nucleotides. Its product is annotated as piggyBac transposable element-derived protein 4-like. The transcript has 2 exons. Bases 893 to 2746 code for a protein of 617 amino acids. The record is from RefSeq and is a predicted model, not a curated record. NCBI's taxonomy places the organism in Eukaryota, Metazoa, Mollusca, Gastropoda, Architaenioglossa, Ampullariidae.
CCAAAAUGUUCUCUCCUUGAAGUUCGAUUGGGAGUUGCCGAUGAGAUAGAAGACUGAUGUCACAUCCUCUAGCUGUUUGGUGAAGGUCCACUGGAUACUGGUGUUGUUGCCUUGGGUUGUCUUGCGCGUAAUCCAGUCUAUAGAUAUGAACAUACUGUAGUUUUACUUUCAUCUGCUGUGACAGUGGUUUCUCAUCCACCACCUCCAUAUUCCAUUUCAUACUGACUUUAGGCUUGAAAACCUAAGAGAUAUAGGCUUGGCUGUUUGCACUGCUUAAAAAAUACACACACACACAGAUGCAAUGAAGCAUACACACUUGCGACUAUAGCUACACACAUUAUUCACCGAGGAGCAUACACGAUAGCGAGAUUAAUGAUGUAUGGUUGAGAAGAGAGAGUAGGAGAUGAAACAUUGACACACAUUUUAACCUUUUCAAUCCCAGAUAAAGAUGAGGGCGGGUUACAUAUUUAGGAAUUACUUUUAUUCUUCUUCCGCAGUAACACCUCCAUGUAAUUUCUGUCAAGGUGUACAGCCUUAGAUUCACAUCUUCAUCCACUGUUUUUGUUCAGGGAUAAUGUCAGUCCUCCUUGGAUUGAAUAUAACAUGUAUUCGUCCGCAUCAUGUUGACGACGUCGCCCCAGCGAUGUUUACUUGUCGUGGUUCUGAGAAAGAUGUGCGCAGGUAUAAACAACAGUUGUGCAGCUUUUUCUCUUAAAAUUAUCGCUUUGUUGAAGCCCUAAUGUAAGAGGUAAAGGUAGUCCUGUAAAAUAUCUGUCGGUGGGAAGUGAUAGCUUUCAGCAUUUCUAAACACAAUUAUUUCCCUUGCACGUAAGGGAAGUUACACAGUAAGUUCCGGUGUUUACCCACACUGCCUUUCGUUUCCUCUGGCAAAAUGGCGCGAGAAUGCAAGUAUCGAGAGAUGUGCGAGUUGUUCCUCAGCGAUUCGGACGAAGAAAUGGAGCUGGAAGUUGGAGACGACGACAAAGACGAAGACGAAUGUUUUUACGUAGAUGCGAAUUCAUCUUCAGAGGAAGAUGAAGAAGAAUUAAAUAACGGAAAUCGAUCAGCAGACCAGUACAUGACCGAAGUAAUUGACGAGGAUGAGGAAUAUGAUGUAGAAAUCGACAAAGAUUCAGACUAUUGUGACUCAGAAACACCAAGUCUCGUCGAACAAAACGUUCCUGAGAAUGUGCCUGCUUUAGAAGAGGGCGAUCUUAACCAUGAAUGGUGUAAAAACCUUCGUGGUUUUCCCACGAAGCCAGAUUUCAUCGCCAGGCCAGGUUUGCAGGGCCCACUAAAUCUUCCACCCUGGGAAGAUUGUAAACCCAUUGACUUCUAUAGUCUAUUUAUUAGUAAGGAACAGAUCAAAAUGAUGAAGGCACAGACAAAUUUAUACGCUAGACAGAAGAUAGACAAGGUUAAAAAAUCUAAUGUUUGUGUUACAGCGAGGUCAAAGAUAAAUACUUGGAAGACUGUUCGGAUCCACGAAGUAUAUAAUUUUCUCGCAAUAAUUGUACACAUGUCUGUUGUUCACAAGCCCAGAAUCAGUGAUUACUGGGCAAAACGUCCAUUUGUACAGACAACAUUUCCUUCUCGGAUAAUGAAGCGGGAUAGAUUUCUGAGUAUUCUAGCUAAUUUUCAUCUUAAUGAUGAUUCUGCAGCAGUGCCAAAAGGGCAACCUGGUUAUGACCCUCUUCACAAAUUGAGACCUUUCAUAAACCAUUUGAACCAUUUAUUUCAGACUACAUACAUCCCAGAGCAACAUAUCAUCAUUGACGAGGCCUUGUGUCCAUGGAGGGGGAAACUAAGCUUUAAGGUCUACAUGAAAGACAAGCCUGUCAAGUGGGGAAUAAAAUUGUACCAUCUCUGCGAAAGCAAGUCUGGGUAUGUCUGGCGGUUUGAAAUAUUGUGCGGUAUGCCUGGACUGAGCAAUAGGCCGUAUGAUGUUGUUCAGCGUCUUUUGGGGCCCCUGAAGUCCCUUGGCUACUGCCUUUACACAGACACAUACUACACCAGUCUUGCUCUUGCUGAGGACUUGGCCUCCAGCAACACAGGCUUCACCGGAACUGUUUUGAGCAACAGAAUAGGCCUGCCAAAAGAAUUCAUGAACACAAAGCUUGACACAGGGGGUGUUGAUUUUAGGCGCUGCAAAAACACUGUGGUGUUGCGAUGGAAAGACAAAACAGAUGUGGCAGUCCUGUCCACCAUUCACAGACCUCAGAUGGUUGCUGUGAAUACCUGUACCAGUGUAAAGAAGAGGCCCACAGCUAUUGUGGAUUACCACAAAAACAUGGGCGGGGUGGACCUUAACGAUCAUAUGAUUUCCUACAACGCUUUCUACAGGAAGACCACAAAAUGGUGGAAGAAACUUGCCUUCCAUAUGCUGACUCUCACCAUGGUGCAAGCCCACUGUCUGUACCUAAAGGUCAGAAAAAUUAUUGGUAAACCAGGUAUGUGUCUUGAAGAUUUUAUGAUUUCUGUUGGUGAAGAUUUGGUGACCAUGCCAAAAAGCGAUUUGGAACAACCAACAGGAGCUGCAGUACCUCAGGAUCCUCAACAACUACGCCUACAGGGGAAGCAUUUGUCACAUUUUCUUGUUCCUCUUAAAGUCAGAAGAUAUUGUUGUGUUUGUUACGCGAGGCUAAAGGCAGAAGGUACAGAUUCCAAAUAUCGGAGGAAAAGGACCCAACGCACUAAAUGGGAGUGCCAGCAGUGUAAGAAGGCCUCUGUGUACAUCCCUGCAUGA